Thalassophryne amazonica is the source of this 4848-nucleotide messenger RNA. RefSeq names its product TNF receptor-associated factor 2-like. Gene Ontology annotation, biological process: tumor necrosis factor-mediated signaling pathway; positive regulation of canonical NF-kappaB signal transduction; protein K63-linked ubiquitination. The transcript has 11 exons. Lineage: Eukaryota; Metazoa; Chordata; Actinopteri; Batrachoidiformes; Batrachoididae. The coding region runs from base 281 to 2068 and encodes 595 amino acids. Gene Ontology annotation, cellular component: plasma membrane signaling receptor complex; cytoplasmic side of plasma membrane; cytosol. Gene Ontology annotation, molecular function: tumor necrosis factor receptor binding; ubiquitin protein ligase binding; zinc ion binding. The record is from RefSeq and is a predicted model, not a curated record.
AGCUUUUCAGUAAAUGGUCUCCUGCAGGCGGUGGGGGUUGGGAUCUGAAAGGGGCGUGGCGCCCGAGCUGGGUACCACUUGUGACUUAAAGGCUGCUGAUAGCUUAGCAACAGACGAGGAGGCAGAGGAGGAGACACAAUGGAUGUCAGCAGCAGCGGCGGCGGCUGUUCGCUGGGAUCAGACGAGGAGGACAAGCAGCCGGUGUCACCAGGCUGAUCCAAGUCAGCCUCAAGAAGCCAUGAAGGCACCAAACGAAAUGUGUGACGUGUGAACGGACAGCAUGGCCACACAGGAGCCCUCCCCCCCUUCAUCGAUGGAGAGUAAUAAGCCUGGCUUCCCUAAGAAGAUCUUGGGUAAUAAGCUGGAGGACAAACACCUGUGCAACUGCUGUCAUAAUAUACUCAGACGACCUUUUCAAGCCCAGUGUGGCCAUCGCUUCUGUUCCUACUGUUUCAGCAGGACUGUCAGUAAUGGACCACAGAAAUGCAAUGCUUGCAUUAAGGAGGAAAUAUUUGAAGAGACAACGUCAAUUUUAAAACAAGGAUGUGCUUUUCCUGACAACGCAGUUCGACGAGAAGUGGAAAACCUAUCAGCAGUUUGUAUUAAUGAAAACUGCACUUGGAAAGGCACCAUUAAAGAAUAUGAGCUGAACCACGAGGGAAAAUGCGAGUUCAUGAUCAUCCCAUGCCCCUCCUGUAAAGAACGAAUCCGCUUCAACGAACAAGAGCGGCAUAAUGAGCGGGAGUGCCCGGAGCGAACGCUCAACUGCAAAUACUGCAAGGAGCCGUUUCACUUUAAAAACAUCAAGGCACAUGAUGAAAUCUGUCCCAAGUACCCAAUGAUCUGUGAAGGCUGUGCCAAGAAGAAAAUCCCCAGAGAAAAGUACGUGGACCACAUUAAAUUCUGCAGUAAAUUCAGAACUCCAUGUCGAUUCCAUGUCGUCGGAUGUGAUAUGUCUGUGGAGAAGGAAAAGAUUCACGACCAUGAGCGUGCCUAUGCCUACGAUCACCUCAAUCUGUUGCUGCACUACAUUAUGGGCAUGAAAGUGAGCAUGGAGGGCCUGCAGCCCCAGGGACUAGAAGUAGCUGGUCACAAACUGGUGGAACUCCAACAGUCCCUCAGGGAGCUCGAGGCAAGAGUCUCCCAACUCAGCACCACCUCCUCCGGCCCUCCCGUGCAGGGAGCCGCCUCCUCCUCAUCAUCCGACUCUGGCCCACCCGGUCCACCAGCCUCAGCGCCUCUCCCUCCUCCUCCCACUCUGGCUCCCACUCUCUCUGUGUCUACCUCCUUCACUCCCCUGCCCAGCUCGAUGGGCGCUGCUUUGGAGCUGCAGCUGCACAGCGAGAAGACCAAGGUGGCCGAGUUGGGCCGCAGGUGUACAGAGCUCGAAGUGAAAUCCAGCACUUUUGAAAAUGUAGUGUGUGUGCUGAACAGAGAGGUGGAGAGGUUUGCCACAACCAUGGAAGCCAGCAACCGUCAGCACAAACUGGACCAGGACAAGAUCGAAGCUCUGAGUAAUAAGGUCCGACAGCUGGAGAGGACCGUGGGACUGAAGGACCUGACGGUUGCCGAGAUGGAGGGCCGACUGAGAGAAAUGUCUGCAACUACGUUUGAUGGUGUCUUUGUCUGGAGGAUUUCUGAUUUUGCCAAAAAGAGACAGGAUGCCAUUGCAGGUCGAGCGCCCGCCAUGUUCUCACCAGCCUUCUACACCAGUAAGUACGGCUAUAAGAUGUGUCUGCGGAUCUAUCUGAAUGGAGAUGGGACGGGGCGUGGCAGCCACUUGUCCUUGUUCUUUGUGGUCAUGAGGGGGCUGAGUGACGCGCUGCUCAAAUGGCCCUUCAACCAGAAGGUGACUCUGAUGCUGCUGGAUCAGAGUAACAGGGAGCACAUCAUCGACGCCUUCCGGCCCGACGUCACUUCUUCCUCCUUCCAGAGACCCGUGAGCGAGAUGAACAUCGCCAGUGGCUGUCCACUCUUCUGUCCGCUCUCCAAGCUCGACGGCAAGAACUCCUACAUCCGUGACGACACCAUCUUCAUCAAGGCCAUUGUGGAUCUGACGGGCCUCUAGAUGUGUCCACAGGGUGGCGCUGUUUGGCAAAUAGCAGCCUCUUUGACCAUUAAGGCUUUAUUUUUUUGGCUGAGCCACGGUCCUGUCAGGGUGUGUUUUAAGCAUCUCAUCGUCCCGUGCAGCUUUAGGGAGAUGCUCGGGAGCGUCUGCGCGGCUACGUACGUGCGGCUGCAGCGUCAUACCCGCCGGCCUCUUCAGCCGGAAUCCUCGUCAUUGCUGUACAUUUCGAGAUUUAUUUUGACGCCACAACAAACAUCACUUUAGCUGCGCACCUUAAGUUUUUGGUUAGAAGACAAAAGCAAGACGGAGUACAGGGUUGGUGUCAAAGUGAAGCUGGUCAAACAUAUCUUCUUAAUCUCCUACUUUUGAAGACGAGGUUUUGCAGAAGGCGGUGUAGAACAGGUUUGUAGAUUGCAGAUAGUUAACGUGAUUUUUCAUGGUGUCACUCUAGGAAGCUGGUGGUAGACGUAGAGUUAGAAUGUGGCUUGGUGCAGUUUUUGCUUUUUUGUUUGUUUCUUCUUGCAGAUUGUGGAUAUCGUGAGCUUCUCAAUUCCAGUGUCAAGUGAACUUGCAUAGACAAACGUGGAGUUAUGUUUCGAAUACAACUACAGGCACUUUUUUCUUUGUUUGUUGGUUUGUUUUGGCAUUAUUGUGGAAAGUGCAUGCCACUGGCAUUUUUUCCGUACAAAACAUACUCCUUAUUUCAUCUUCGCUUCAUGCAGGUUCCUUGUUCGUUGAUGAACUCGUUAGUGAAUUAGCCAUCCGUGAUGGUGGACAUUGCCUGCAUGUCUUUGGAGACAGGCUUUUUUUUUUUUUUUUUUUUUACUCGUAAAAGUGAGUGUCGCGUGCGUGUUCAUAUUAGGGGUUGGUGGUUUUGAUCGGUGGUUUGGUACAUCUGUGGAAGAUACAGUGGAGUUACCAUGGAGUCAGGGCAGCCUGCCAAUCAAGCCUGAGAUGUCAAACCCACACGCGGUUUGGGUCUCCAACAAACAUACAUAGCUGGACUUUCUCAGGAUUUGCUCACUAGAUCACGUCUCAACACAUAGUACUGUGCCCCACCACAGAUUGAGGUUAAUACAGAUUCCGCAAAAAAAACGAAGGAAUUGUUUGUUCCUUGUUUCCUGUCGAUAUCCAGUGCUUAUGUGUUUUCCGCUGCUAGAAUACUGAUGUGAAUCUAAUAUAUGUCGGUGAGAAUACACAUGAGGUAAAUGUGCUUGUGGAGGCUGAGAGGCUAAAUUAAACCAGGAGAUUGUGAAUACGUUGUUGUAGGCCAUCGUUGACAUUAUUUAUCGCAGGUUAACUAGUGUUCAGUGCCGCUCCGGCUAAAUCUUUGUAGUAUUUUAGCUGUACUGAUGCAAUCUUACUAUAAAAAAGCACCUCAAAAUAUUUACAGUUUGGCUCGAGGUGAAUACAUUUAGUAAUAAUUAUACCUACAUGUCCACCAGAGGUCGCUGUUGUACUUAGCAUGCAUGCUGAGGUUUUAAGGUUUCACACUGGCCUGUUUGAAAACCAGUCUUGACUUGUAUUGAAACCUCUCUGUGCAUGGGAGGCUUCAAUUCAUAACCGCUAUGGAGUUUCACAGCGGUUUACCCCCUGAGCCGCGUGUGAAAGCGUUUAUUUGUAUUUGUUUGGGUAAGAGUACGUAAUCAUAGAAUAGUUAUGUUAUACCUGGCUCUGCAUCUGUUCAACAGAAGCACCUGCCUAUAUUCAUAGCAAUUUAUAAAUAUGUAUCUUUUAUACCAUAAUGUAUGUAAUAUGUAAACUGUUAAUAUACACAAGCUGUUAUAAUAAGAUUAGUAUUACUGAAUACCUUACUAACUCUAUAUAUAUAUCAACAUUUUGUUUGUCAAGAUGGUUUGAACAGGCCAGGACAACCCCUUUGUGCAGUACGGUCUUAUUAUUACUUCUAGAGUGCACUAUAGGAUUAUGCCUGUUAGACUUUGAUGACAUCUUACAAAGGUUUACAGAGGUCAUACUCAACUUAUUUGUUGCAAAUUGUUUACAUUCCUCAUUACACUUAGCUGUAAGCGAUAAGUCCGUAAUUUAGAACUUUCCGAGGACAUGUGGUGCUUUCCUUGUCGGUAAGAAUACUCGUUUUCAUCAUCACGGAACUCUCCGAUCAGUAAGUAUUCACGAGGCUAACCGGCUAAAUAAGCAAAAUUGAACAGAUUUUUAGAAUUAUACACAGUUUUGAUGUUGCCGUUCAUGCUGUAUACAGUAAGUGGGUUUCUAUUCUGAGAAAUACAUUUCAAUACUUAACAGUCAGCAUGUAAUAAGUAGAAUUACAUUUUUAAACUUUGUGUUCUUGUAACAUGCCCAGAGCAAGUAUUACCUCCAUUAAGCUAACAAUGUUGUAUUGCUAGCAGUGAUUUAUGUUCUAUGCGACAAUAUUGUGCCAAAUACAUUUAGGUUUGUACUGCUUGUGUGGGUGUGAGUGUGCAUGUGUGUCAGUCCAGUACGGCGCAUGGAUCACUGCUUCUGUAGGCACCAGAGGAGAUGGUUAAUAACAAGUUUGUCCCAUGUGCUCAAACUUUAAAGCCUCCUGAAGUUUUUGAAUGUAAACGCUUUAAUAUUUAUUUAUUUAUUUAUUUGUAUUGAAAAAAUACAACAGUAAUGUGAUGCAGUUGAACAAACUUUUAUUUGUGCACUUUGUAUUGGUCGUUUGUUUCAACAGGGUAUUUUGUUGAGUGGUUUUAUGUACCUUGAAAGAGCCAUAUUUAUUCUGAUGUUCACAGUUGAAGAACAUGCAGUAUGUAUUAAAAGUUGGUUGGUUUCAACUU